This is a messenger RNA of Otolemur garnettii (small-eared galago), 5877 nucleotides long. RefSeq names its product Ral GTPase activating protein catalytic alpha subunit 2 (gene RALGAPA2). The transcript has 39 exons. Gene Ontology annotation, biological process: positive regulation of GTPase activity; regulation of small GTPase mediated signal transduction. Gene Ontology annotation, cellular component: nucleus; cytoplasm. The record is from RefSeq and is a predicted model, not a curated record. Gene Ontology annotation, molecular function: GTPase activator activity. NCBI's taxonomy places the organism in Eukaryota, Metazoa, Chordata, Mammalia, Primates, Galagidae. Bases 133 to 5877 code for a protein of 1914 amino acids.
CCGAGGCGGCGGCGGCAGGGAAGGGGACGGCGAGUGGCCCGUGCUACACACGCCGGCCCCGACCCUAUGCAGUGACUCGCGCGACGCAGGCGCCUCCUACCCCUCCGGCGGGCCCAGACUUCCCGCUACGGGAUGUUCUCCCGAAGGAGCCACGGGGAUGUGAAGAAGUCCAUCCAGAAGGUGCUGGACCCGAAGAAGGACGUGCUGACCCGCCUGAAGCACCUGCGGGCGCUGCUGGAUAAUGUGGAUGUGGGUGAUCUUAAGCAGUUUUUUGAGGCCAACUAUUCUCAGAUAUAUUUCAUCUUCUAUGAAAAUUUUAUAACACUGGAAAAUAGUUUGAAAUUAAAAGGGAAUAAUAAAUCACAAAGAGAGGAGCUGGACUCCAUCCUCUUUCUUUUUGAAAAAAUACUGCAAUUUCUACCUGAACGAAUUUUCUUUCGAUGGCAUUACCAGAGUAUAGGCUCAACUUUAAAGAAGCUUCUACACACUGGAAAUUCUACUAAGAUAAGAUGUGAAGGAAUCAGGCUGUUUCUUUUAUGGCUUCAAGCACUUCAGACACACUGUGCAGAAGAACAGGUGCUGAUUUUUGCCUGCCUGGUGCCUGGUUUCCCGGCGGUCAUGUCCUCCAGGGGGCCCUGCACGCUGGAGACACUCAUCAACCCUAGCCCUGGUGUGGCCGAUGCCAAAGUAUAUCCAGAAGAAAUCACUCCACUCUUGCCAGCCAUUUCGGGGGAGAAGAUUGCUGAGGACCAAACCUGCUUCUUUCUGCAAAUACUUUUGAAGUAUAUGGUUAUUCAGGCUGCAAGCUUGGAGUGGAAGAAUAAGGAGAAUCAAGAUACUGGUUUUAAAUUUCUUUUUACAUUAUUUCGAAAAUAUUAUCUUCCUCAUUUAUUUCCAUCAUUUACUAAGUUAACAAACAUCUACAAACCUGUGCUUGACAUCCCCCAUUUGAGACCAAAGCCAGUGUAUGUUACUACAAUCCGAGACAAUGAAAACAUUUACAGCACAAAAAUUCCUUACAUGGCAGCUCGUGUGGUUUUUAUUAAGUGGAUUGUAACAUUCUUUUCGGAGAAAAAGUAUCUGACUACAUCACAAAACACUAAAAAUGGAGUUGAUGUAUUGCCUAAGAUCAUCCAGUCUGUCGGAGGUGGUGUCGCGCAAGAGAGGGCACCAGAACUGGACGGUGCUGGGCCCCCCGAGCAGGACAAAAGCCAUUCCAACAGCAGCACCUUGUCCGACCGAAGACUCAGCAAUUCAAGUCUGUGUAGCAUUGAGGAAGAGCACCGGACGGUGUAUGAGAUGGUGCAGCGCAUCCUCUUGUCCACGCGGGGUUACGUCAAUUUUGUGAACGAAGUGUUUCACCAGGCAUUUUUGUUACCUUCCUGUGAGAUAGCUGUAACAAGAAAAGUUGUUCAAGUGUACAGAAAGUGGAUCCUCCAGGACAAACCUGUCUUCAUGGAGGAACCAGAUAAAAAAGAUGUUGCCCAAGAAGAUGCUGAAAAAUUAGGAUUUUCAGAGACUGAUAGCAAGGAGGUCUCAUCUGAAAGUUCCGGUCAUAAGCGAUCUUCCAGCUGGGGACGCACGUACUCUUUCACAAGUGCGAUGAGUAGAGGGUGUGUGACAGAGGAGGACAAUACCAAUGUGAAAGCCGGGGCCCAGGCUCUGCUGCAGGUAUUUUUGACGAACUCUGCGAAUGUCUUUUUGUUGGAACCAUGUGCUGAAGUUCCUGUGCUCUUGAAAGAACAAGUUGAUGCUUGUAAAGCUGUUUUGAUUAUUUUUAGGCGCAUGAUAAUGGAUCUUACAAUGAAUAAAAAGACAUGGGAACAGAUGUUGCAAAUACUACUCAGGAUAACAGAAGCCGUCAUGCAGAAGCCAAAGGAAAAACAAAUAAAGGACCUGUUUGCCCAGAGCUUGGCAGGGUUGCUAUUUAGGACGCUCAUCGUGGCUUGGAUCCGAGCAAACCUCUUUGUCUACAUUUCUCGAGAGCUCUGGGAUGACUUCCUUGGUGUGCUGUCCUCCCUCACGGAGUGGGAAGAGCUCAUCAGCGAGUGGGCCAGCAUCAUGGACUCCUUGACAGCAGUGCUUGCAAAAACGGUUUAUGGUGUAGAGUUGACAAACCUACCUCUGGAUAAACUAAGUGAACAAAAGGAGAAGAAGCAGCGAGGCAAAGGCUGUGUUCUAGAUCCUCAGAAGGGAGCCGCCGUGGGGAGGUCCUUUUCUCUCAGCUGGCGGAGCCACCCGGAUGUGGCAGAGCCCAUGCGGUUUAGGAGCGCCACCACGUCCGGGGCGCCGGGAGUUGAGAAGGCAAGAAACACCGUUCGCCAAAAAGCAACUGAAGUGGAAGAGAGCCAGCAGUCAGAGCAGGCUUCUGCGGCCGGGCUGGGCCACCUCGGGCUGGGACAGCAGCAGGUCCUUCGGAGCAGCAGCACCUCUGACAUCUCGGAGCCUCCGUGCUCUGAGCCUCCUCAGGGUCAGAAGGUAGAAAAUGUACAGAAUUUGACUUCUUCAGAGCCGAAGUCUAUUCAGGAGAACAAAGGACAUGUAAAAAGAGAACAUGAAGGAGCAACCAUUUUAGUUCGAAGAAGCAGCAGCCCUGCUGAGCUGGAUUUGAAAGAUGAUUGGCAGCAGAUGCAGGGAGGAUGUGGGGAGAGACCCAAGAGUGAAAGUACCAGCAGUGACACGGCUCUGGGCUGUAACAACGAGGCAGAGCUGUCCACGAACCCAUGGCAGGCCUCUGAGGAAGACCCAGAGCUGAACACUCCCACCGAUGUCGUGGCUGACUCUGAUGCCCGCCAGUGGUUGCAGCUGAGUCCCACUGAUGUUUCAAACUUAACAGACAGCAGUGAGUGCCUGGCAGAUGACUGCAGCAUAAUCGCUGGAGGGAGCCUUGCCGGCUGGUACCCAGACUCUGCUGCCGUGCUGUGGCGCAGAGUCCUGGGAAUCCUGGGAGAUGUGAAUAAUAUCCAGUCCCCCAAGAUCCAUGCCAAAGUUUUUGGUUAUCUGUAUGAACUCUGGUACAAACUAGCAAAGAUACGGGACAAUCUUGCAAUAAGUCUGGAUAACCAGUCGUCCCCGUCUCCUCCACUCUUGAUCCCACCACUCAGAAUGUUUGCAUCAUGGCUAUUUAAGGCAACAACAUUGCCAAAUGAGUAUAAGGAAGGCAAGCUGCAAGCCUACAGGCUCAUCUGUGCCAUGAUGACCAGACGCCAGGACGUUCUGCCAAAUUCAGAUUUCCUGGUGCAUUUUUACCUUGUGAUGCACUUGGGAUUAACCAGCGAGGAUCAGGAUAUCUUGAAUACCAUCAUAAGGCACUGUCCACCCCGCUUUUUCUCUCUGGGUCUGCCUGGCUUCUCGAUGCUGGUGGGGGACUUCAUCACAGCCGCUGCCCGGGUCCUCAGUACAGACAUGCUGACGGCACCUCGUUCAGAAGCUCUCACCAUCCUGGGUUCGCUUGUCUGCUUUCCAAAUACCUACCGGGAGAUCCCUUUGCUGCAGUCAGUGCCGGAGGUGAAUGAGAUCGUUACGGGAACUGAAGAUGUCAAGCAUUACCUCAUAAAUAUUUUGCUGAAGAAUGCCACAGAGGAACCAAAUGAAUGUGCAAGAUGCAUCUCCAUCUGCUCCCUCGGCGUUUGGAUAUGUGAAGAGCUUGCCCAGUGCACAAGUCAUCCUCAGGUGAAGGAGGCCCUCAACGUGAUAGGUGUAACUCUGAAGUUUCCUAACAAAACCGUGGCCCAGGUGGCCUGUGAUGUUCUUCAGUUACUGGUUUCCUACUGGGAAAAGCUUCAGACGUUUGAAACCUCUCUGCCUCGGAAAAUGGCAGAAAUCCUCGUGGCCACGAUCGCCUUUCUUUUACCAAGUGCAGAGUACUCCUCAGUGGAAACAGACAAGAAGUUCAUCGUGUCCCUGCUCCUCUGCCUCCUGGACUGGUGCAUGGCCUUGCCGGUGAAUGCCCUUCUCCACCCGGUGUCCACGGUGGUCCUGGAGGAGCAGCACUCAGCCAGAGCCCCCCUGCUGGACUAUAUCUACAGGGUUCUGCACUGCUGUGUCUGUGGCUCAAGCACAUACACCCAACAGAGUCACUACACACUGACCCUGGCUGACUUGUCAUCCACGGAUUAUGACCCCUUCCUGCCACUGGCAAAUGUGAAGACUUCUGAGCCAGUCCAAUAUCAUUCAUCAGCAGAGCUGGGUAACCUGCUCACUGUUGAAGAGGAGAAGAAAAGGAGAAGUUUGGAGCUGAUCCCGCUGACUGCCCGGAUGGUGAUGGCCCACCUGGUGAACCACCUGGGGCAUUACCCGCUCUGUGGGGGCCCUGCUGUGCUGCACAGCCUUGUCAGCGAGAACCACGACAAUGCCCACGUGGAGGGCUCCGAGCUGUCUUCCGAGGUGUUCCGGAGCCCAAACCUGCAGCUGUUUGUCUUUAACGACAGCACCCUCAUCUCCUACCUGCAGACCCCCGUGGAGGGGCCUGCGGGUGGCUCACCCGUGGGCACCCUCUCUGAUGUGAGAGUGAUCGUGCGGGAUAUCUCAGGGAAGUACUCUUGGGAUGGUAAGGUUUUAUAUGGACCUCUGGAGGGGUGCUUGGCACCCAGUGGAAGAAAUCCUUCAUUUCUGAUUUCGGGGUGGCAGCAUCACACAUUUGGACCUCAGAAAGAUUUUUCUCAAAUUGAGGAGGGAGAUGAUGUCCUUGACAAAUUACUUGAAAACAUUGGCCACACAAGUCCUGAAUGCCUUUUACCAUCACAGCUAAAUCUGAAUGAGCCUUCCCCACCCCCAUGUGGCAUGAACUGUGACCAAGAGAAGGAAAUUAUUGAGGUUAUUUUGCGCCAAAGUGCUCAGGAAGAUGAGUAUGUCCAGAGGUGUAACUCUGAUUCUGCAAUGAAGGUCACCAGCCAAGGGCAGCCCUCGCCGGUGGAACCCCGAGGACCCUUUUAUUUCUGCAGGUUGUUGCUUGAUGACUUGGGAAUGAAUUCUUGGGAUAGAAGGAAGAAUUUUCAUCUGUUGAAGAAAAAUUCAAAAUUAUUGAGAGAGCUAAAAAAUCUGGACUCCCGCCAGUGCCGUGAGACACACAAAAUUGCAGUGUUUUAUAUUGCUGAAGGCCAAGAAGACAAGUGUUCGAUCCUGUCCAAUGAGCGAGGAAGCCAGGCCUAUGAGGACUUCGUGGCGGGUCUCGGGUGGGAGGUGGAUCUCUCCACCCACUGCGGCUUCAUGGGUGGCCUCCAGCGCAAUGGCAGCACCGGGCAGACCGCCCCUUACUACGCUACCUCGACCGUGGAAGUGAUCUUCCACGUUUCUACUCGGAUGCCAUCAGACUCAGAUGAUUCACUCACCAAAAAGCUCCGUCACUUGGGGAAUGACGAGGUCCACAUUGUCUGGUCUGAACACUCCAGGGAUUACCGCAGGGGUAUCAUCCCAACUGCCUUCGGAGACGUUUCCAUCAUUAUUUACCCAAUGAAGAAUCACAUGUUCUUUAUCACGAUAACGAAGAAACCUGAGGUUCCAUUUUUUGGGCCUCUGUUUGAUGGAGCCAUAGUGAGCGGGAAGCUGCUGCCAAGCCUCAUCUGUGCCACGUGCAUCAACGCCAGCAGGGCUGUGAAGUGCCUCAUCCCACUCUACCAGAGCUUCUACGAAGAACGAGCUCUGUACCUCGAAGCAAUAAUUCAGAACCACCGUGAAGUCAUGACGUUUGAGGACUUCGCAGCCCAGGUCUUUUCUCCCUCUCCCAGCUACGCCCUCAGUGGAAUGGGUGUGACUGUCACCUGGCUCUGGUGUUUGAGAAGGGAGCCUGGCAUCAGGGCCCUGGUCCUGCACACAGAGACAAAGCAGAUGCUGCGUUCACAUAAAAGGACUUCUUUGAUGAGUGAAAGAAAAGAAUAA